UUGGGAUGCUCAAUUCUUUGUCGACCCUCGUCAUCUCCAAUCCGACAUCAUGCCUCCCACAUGCUUAAAUAGACGCGAAUUCCCUCCUCUGGCAUCGGAGGGCUAUCCAGCCAAGCUGUCUUUCCUUUCCUCAGUCGCUCCUUCGUUCCUUUCUGGGCUUCAUUGAUUGAAGUCCCUUCCUUUCUUUCUACUUUCUAUCCAACACACCGCUGUGCGGUGCUUCUGCCAAUAUGUCUCUUUCCAAGAUUGCCACUCUUCUACUGGGCUCGGUCUCGCUGGUCGCUGGUCAUGGCUAUGUCUCGAGCAUCGAGGUGGACGGUACCACAUAUGGAGGGUACUUGGUCGACACUUAUUACUUCGAAUCCGACCCGCCCGAGUUGAUCGCCUGGUCCACCAAUGCCACGGAUGAUGGCUAUGUGUCACCCUCCGACUACGAGAGCGUGAACAUCAUCUGCCACAAGGGGUCUGCGCCCGGCGCGUUGUCGGCCCCAGUCGCGCCCGGAGGCUGGGUGCAGAUGACCUGGAACACCUGGCCCACCGACCAUCACGGCCCCGUCAUCACGUAUAUGGCCAAUUGCCACGGUUCUUGUGCUGAUGUGGACAAGACCACCCUGGAAUUCUUCAAGAUCGAUGCGGGCGGCCUGAUCGAUGACACGGACGUGCCUGGAACUUGGGCGACCGAUGAGCUCAUUGAAGAUGGCUACAGCCGCAACAUUACUAUUCCCAGCGAUAUUGCCCCGGGAUACUAUGUUUUGCGACACGAGAUCAUUGCCCUGCACAGCGCCGAGAACCUGGACGGAGCCCAGAACUACCCCCAGUGCAUCAAUCUGGAAGUCACGGGCAGCGAGACAGCGACCCCAAGUGGCACCCUGGGAACUGCUCUUUACAAGGAGACCGACCCCGGGAUCUACGUUGACAUCUGGAACACGUUGAGCACGUAUACAAUUCCCGGCCCCGCGCUGUACACUGCUGGUAGCACUGCGACCGCAGCCGCUGCUGCCGCUACGACCACUACUUCUGCUGGCAUCACGGCUGAGGCCACCACUGCUGCCGCCGUCGUGAGUGCCACCGCGGAGGCUGUCCCGACUGAGUCUUCAGCUCCUUCCGAGACCAGUGCGACUACCGCGAUCUCCGCCCAGCCAACCGCCGGUAGCGACAUCAGCUUCCAGCCCGGUCAAGUCAAGGCUGGUGCUUCAGUCGACAACUCGGCUACUGAGGGUUUCUCUCAACCUGCCACGACGGCCACGACUUCGGUAGCCACUGCGGCUUCGAGCUCGGCUUCGUCGACGACCUCUGGGGUUUUGAAUGGCGCCUGCAGCCAGGAGGGCUACUGGUACUGCAACGGGGGCAGUGCGUUCCAGCGCUGCGUCAAUGGGGAAUGGGAUGCGUCCCAGAGUGUGGCUGCGGGCACGGUCUGCAUCGCCGGGAUCUCGGAGACCAUCACCAUUUCAGCCGCCGCCACGCGCCGGGAUGCCAUGCGUCGUCAUCUGGCGCGUCCCAAGCGUCACUGAGCGGGUGGCAGGGUGAAGGGUGACAGGAUUGGAGGGCAACGACCAUGUUGGCUUUGUAUAUAGAUAUACCGAUAGCAUAGGACGCGUUGACCGCAGUUUUGGUUGUGUCUUCAUAUUGGAUGGAGUGCCUGGAGUGCCCUAACCGCAGUGGGACAGCUACCUAAGCGUGCCCGCCCACGUUGACUUCAAUAGUG
This is a messenger RNA of Aspergillus aculeatinus CBS 121060, 1705 nucleotides long. Its product is annotated as lytic polysaccharide monooxygenase auxiliary activity family 9 protein. The transcript has a single exon. The record is from RefSeq and is a predicted model, not a curated record. Bases 231 to 1511 code for a protein of 426 amino acids. NCBI's taxonomy places the organism in Eukaryota, Fungi, Ascomycota, Eurotiomycetes, Eurotiales, Aspergillaceae.